AUUAUUAAGGCCAUUGUGUAAUGGCGAAACAGUAUGGUCUUUGCCUAUGCCCUUAGUCGGUUCCAUGUGGUGAUCCUUCUUGUCGGCACAGAGGACUUUUGUAUAUGCUUGUCGGAUACGAGAGUUGACAGCACUGGGUGCUUGGUGCUUUGCUGUUUGUCAGUUUUUUCCUUUGAAAAUACGAUCAUCUGUGUGUGUAGCGACUAGCGACUGAGACAAUGAGUGGCAUAUAGAGGUUAUGUUUUAUUAUUACCAGAAGUUUUAAGAAAAUAUUUAAAACAUGAAUGUGUUUAGUAGUUUUUGUUCUUUAGGAUGGAAAUUCGGUCUUUCAAAAUGUUUUCACACUUCUGCAUCAACUAUGGCAUGGUCAAAAUCUAAGCUACCAAAAUCAUUUAUAGAGCAUAAUAAAAAAAUAUACCCACCUCAAGAAAUAGGUGAAGAACCAAGACCUGCUUUUAUUUGCCAUCAGAAAACAAACCUGAAAUAUAGUCCAGAAAAACUAUGGUAUAUUGCAUGUUUAGUACGAGGAAUGACUGUAGAUGAAGCUGUGAAACAAUUGAGUUUUGUAAACAAAAAGGGUGCAGCUUUUGUCAGAGAAGCAAUACUUGAAGCUCAAGAUCUAGCUGUCAAUGCUCACCAUGUUGAAUUCAAAAGUAAUCUAUGGAUAGCUGAAUCAUUUUCUGGAAAAGGCCCCACUAUCAAAGGUAUCAGAAGACAUGCGCGGGGAAGGCUGGGAGAAGUACGUUACCAGUACUGCCACUACUUUGUAAGGUUGGAGGAGGGCAAACCCCCACAAGAUUAUUACAAACAAAAUCCUUUGACACCUCAACAACAACUCGAUAAAUGGUUAGAGCAAAUGAGGAAGAGAAAGAUUAUAAACUCAUAUUAAUUGUAUCAUAUAUUUUAUUUUAUUAUUAAAGUGUAUAAAAUAGUCUUAGUCAUGAAUAUUCUUUUAUUUUUUGCCUAGUUAUUUUUUUUAGUUCAACAGUAGUAUUAAAGAAAUAUGUAUGUGAUAGAGAAUAAUUGAUUUUAAAAAACAAAUAAAAAAGUAAUUAAGUACACAUUAAUCAAAAUCGGUCAAGUCUUUUAUAAGAAUUUCUGCACAUUCAUUUUUCUUUUAAAAAUAUCACUAGUUGUGAAUGUUUUAUUACCCUAUGACAAACUUUAGAAUUAUGCCUUGUAAUAUUCCUAGUUUACAGAUUAAAUAAUAUUGUUUAAUAUAGUAAAAUUGGAAACAGUUUUCCAUGGUCUUUGUGUUACAUAUUGUUCCAGCCAUCAGUAGUGACACAAAAUUAUUCUAUUGUACCUGCUUGAUGAGAUGUUGUACUCUGCCGCAACAA
Amyelois transitella is the source of this 1340-nucleotide messenger RNA. RefSeq names its product large ribosomal subunit protein uL22m (gene mRpL22). Gene Ontology annotation, molecular function: structural constituent of ribosome. Gene Ontology annotation, biological process: ribosome assembly; translation. The record is from RefSeq and is a predicted model, not a curated record. The transcript is spliced from 3 exons. Gene Ontology annotation, cellular component: mitochondrial large ribosomal subunit; ribosome. The coding region runs from base 281 to 889 and encodes 202 amino acids. Lineage: Eukaryota; Metazoa; Arthropoda; Insecta; Lepidoptera; Pyralidae.